Messenger RNA from Microthlaspi erraticum, 591 nucleotides. The record is from the annotation of a GenBank genome assembly. Lineage: Eukaryota; Viridiplantae; Streptophyta; Magnoliopsida; Brassicales; Brassicaceae.
AUGUUGUCCAAGCGCCUGGCUCUGUUAGGGGUUCGGUCUGCGAUUUCUGUCUCUAAAUCUUCUCGAGGUGUCGGCUCCUCUUACGGCCUUAUUGAUCGUCGUCGUCUAUUCCCGUACCGCCAGAUUUCUGAUUUCACUAAAGAUUCAAGUCCGCCAAGUAAUUCUCAGAUGGAAACUCUUGAAGACUACCUUGCACCACGCGUUAGCCAACUGAUGGAAUAUGGGGUAACAAAUGCAUUUUUGAUAUCUUUGAGAAAACCUUCCGAGUUUGUGCUUUGCUUGUUUUAUCAUCUCAAACACAAUUGUUCCAAUUACAAUGUUGGGGAUAGUCUUCGUACAUGGGUAGAAAGAAAUCGAGCCGAGGUUGAGACGAUGCGAGUCGAGCAAGCCAAGGCUGGCUUUCCUUUUGUUUAUAGUCCUCCAGUUUGCUUUUCAAAUCGGUUUGAGGAUUCUCAGGACCGUGCCCGUCGCUUCCCCGGUUUUGAAACUUUUUAUGCCGAGUUGGAGAAGAAUAGGAAGCUUUUAGCCGAGCUAGAGGAGCUGCGGGAGAUGCGCUUACAGCUGAUGAAGUACGUAACCCCAGCUUUUUAA